Messenger RNA from Verruconis gallopava, 5774 nucleotides. RefSeq lists its product as uncharacterized. The coding region runs from base 734 to 5032 and encodes 1432 amino acids. The record is from RefSeq and is a predicted model, not a curated record. Gene Ontology annotation, molecular function: mRNA binding; translation initiation factor activity; protein binding. Gene Ontology annotation, cellular component: eukaryotic translation initiation factor 4F complex. The transcript has 3 exons. Lineage: Eukaryota; Fungi; Ascomycota; Dothideomycetes; Venturiales; Sympoventuriaceae.
CUCUUCUUUCUUCCUGCCCAUCACCCCAUCAAGACACGAGAGGUGUGGUAUCUUAAUUAUCCAUCCUCCUCUCUUCCUCUCCCCUCCCCCGAAGUGCGACACCUCCAUCGCGAGUCGUUGUCGUCACUCCCUACUCCCAUCUCCUAGCCGCAGGUCCUUUUCCUGAAAGGCCGCCGCAUAUCUCCACCCUCGAAGAAAAAUACGUCGUGGUGUCGCACCAGGCGUUCUCGCGAGAGACAUCAGCUUAUCCGCGCAUACAUACAUACACACCCACGCCGGCACGCCUGUCCACUCACAUACACGGUGUGUGGGUCGCUUCCGUGUGAGAUUCCUCCAACUCGCUCGUCGCCGGACGAAGAAAGAAAAGCCGAUCUGAAAUCCUUGUUGGAUUUGUUUCCCAACGCGAUUCCAUCAAUCGAGCAACGAAAUUACCGCUGCCACCUGCAGUUCGCUCCCUUUUAUCCGGACAACGCCAGCUGUGCUCGUCGAGGCGCUCCUGAUUGUUCGCGCUGCACUUGCCUCUGCCACCUCGUUACCGUACACGUUUGACACUGUGCGCCCACGAGUCUUUUGCAGGCUGGUCCUUUGAGAGCUGUCGUCUCCUUGCGAAACGACUCACUGUCCUCGACCCCCUCACGGCAGAAUCGUAAUAUAUUCACUUGCACACACUUCUCCCCUCUCGGCCGACGCUUGAUCAUCCGGUGCUCAACCGCCCUUUCAAAUCGACCCGCUAAUGUCCAGCACCGUCCAAUCCUCGACCGCUCCCAUCAACGCUCCCAACAAGUCCGCUUCCUCGUCCGCUGCCGCCUCGGGAACGACGUCCUCCAACGUCCGUUCCUCGUACGCCAACGCGACAAAGGGCCCGCAGUCUUCGCCGUCCGCGAACCCUUCUGGCGGCUCUCCAGCGGUGGUGGGAGGUCUGGCCUUGAGCCAACAUGCUCAUUCAAAGUCGGCAUCUCCAGUGAAUGGUAGGCCGUCUGCGCCUACGAACGCGCCCACCGGCCCUGCCAUUGUGAGCUCUACCACCGGCUCUGUGCACGCUAACGAAUCUCACGUUCGUGCUCCUUCCGUCACCAUCCCCCCGGGAGCUGGUAACUCUGCGCCCAACGGAAUCAGCACUCCUUCGCGCCCCAACAUUAGCUUCGGCUCCAUCGGCGCAUCCCCAUCGCCUAAUAUGUCGCACAGCACACCUCACAUGCACCACAGCUCGCUCUCGCAACCCUACGGCGGGCCAAACCCUGCCCGAUCACCCUCCCCUAUACCACCUCCAGCGGCCUCGAGUGGCGGGCCGCCACCUCCGAGUCUUUCCAGCCAGAGCGCAGUCAAUUUCGGUAGCCUCCAAGGUGCGGAUGGCCCCGAGCAAUCUCUGCCUAUGCGUCCAGGGAUCCCUUCCGGUCCAGGUACAGGCCCUCAAGCCCAACAUCUUCGUCGCGAAUCGUCGCAAUCCGCCCAUAGCGAUAACAUGAACCGAAACUUCAUCCCACCAAACGGCCGCGGAGGCGGAGGCCGGCCUCCCUUCAAUGGCGGUAACCAAUUUCCAGGUGGUGCUCCGGGCCAUUCACCGUCCAUGUUCCGGACGCCUUUGGCAAUGACGAACAGGACCCCAUCGAAUGCAGGCCCGGCUUUCCAGCAUCAGGUUGUGCGAGGCGCAAACUCGCCUUUCCAAGCAAAUCGUAGUCCAGCGAUGCCUCCGCACCCUCAGCCGCACAUGCCAAACAUGCAGAACGGCCCUAUGCCCCACGCAUAUCAAUACCCGCACAUGCAGCAAGCUCCCGUCUACAUGCCGGGCUACGAUUAUCAGCAGUACCCGUAUGCACAGCAGCAGGGUUUCAUGCCUCCUCAGAUGUACCAGCAGGUGCCGCACACGUCGAUGAACACGCCGCCUCCUCCCACUCAUUUCCGCCCUCAGCAGCCAUACGCGCCCGGCCCCUACCAAGCAUCUCCCGGACCUCAGUCCAUGUCCCGACAAGCCUCUCAGUCUGGAGACCCUCGACCGUCUUCGUCCAUGGGACACUCGCCUGGUCCUCAUCCUCAGGCCAGUCCCAGUCCGGGUCCGUCUCAGUCGAACUUUCAGCGUCCACCGAAGAGCAGCGCUGUCAAAAUUACAAAGCCCGAUGGCGAGGUCGUAGAUUUCAAGAAGAGCGUUCAGUCUCCGAGUCCAGCCACGUCGUCAAAGGGUCCUGCGGUCGUCUCAUCCGGUGGUGCAGCACCGUCCACACCAACUCCCCCUCGCACCACGACCCCGUCUGGUCAGCAUGCUCGUACUGAGUCGGUGCGCGUCAAGUCUGCUGAGGAGCGCAAGAAGGAGUUCCACGAGGCAUUCUUGAAACAACUCAAGGCCGAGGAAGAGGCCGAGGCCGAGAAGAAGAAGAAGGCUCAGGAGGAGAAAGAAGCAGCUGCAGCUGCCAGCAGUAAUGAGCCAGCACCAGAGCCCGCCGCUUCCAAGGAGCUUGAGGCUGAAGCCGAGCCCAAGGCCGACGACGGCGCUGCCAAAAACACAUCGACUACCAGUGCCACAGACGCAGAACCAGUAGAACAGGGCGAGACCGAAGAGGAACGAAAGAAGCGCGAGGAAGAGGAAGAGAUGGAGCGCAUGAUUGCUGAGAUGGAGGAGGCGGAGCGGCUCGAGCAGGAGCGCGAGGCAGCCUAUGCUGCCAAGAAGAAGGCCGAAAAGGAAGAGGCAGAGCGUCUUGCGGCAGAGAAGGCGGCCAAAGAAGAGGAGGAGAUGAAGCGCUUGGAACGCGAGGCGGAGGAACGUGAGGAGGCCAGAGCAAGGGGUAAGGCCGAGGGUGACAGCGACGCUGAAGCCCAGACGUUGUUCUCCCAGCUGAAGAAGAACACCAUGUUCGGCCCUGGUGCGACUGGCGCGCCUGCGAGCGAGACGUCUACUCCUGGUUCCGAGUCUCCCAUGCCGCCACCAGCUCAGCCAGCCUCGGCGUCCAAAACUCCAACAGUCUCCGCGAAGAAUAAACCUGCCGCUCUCAAGCUCGAGACGACGAAAGCCGUCGAACCCGCACAGCCAACCGCCGGCAUGCAGGCACUAAAGACUGCUCGUUUCCUCGAGGUCAGGAACGAAACAAUUACUUACCCUGAGGGCAUCAAAUCACCAAACCCAGCCUUGAACAAAGGUGUCAAAGGCAGUGGUCAGCGCUACGACAAUGCCUUCCUGCUGCAAUUUCGUGACGUCUUCAAGGAGAAGCCGUCCGUGGACUGGGACAAGACCAUCAAGGAGACUGUGGGCGAUGGCACAGACUCUGCCCGCCCCCAGUCUGCUCGCACGCCGUCCAUGGGACAGGGUGGACGAUCGAUGUCGGGUCGCCCCAGCGCCCCUCAGAUGGGCGUGAUGGGCAAUUUCGGUGCAAGUGGCCGCACACUGCCGCCCGGUACGAGCUCGGAGCAAAGGUUCCAAGCCUCCCUCGGCGGCGCCGGUCGCACGUCUGUUGCCGGUUUCCCUGGAAGUUUCCCCGCCGGUCGUGGUGCUCCCUUCCCGAUGGGCGGUGCGGGCAUGGCUCGCACACCGUCGGCUCAAUCGGUCCAGGGCGUCAACUCGCCGCGCAAUACGAGCCACCGCGGUAAGGGCAGCCGUCGCGGUGGACCGAAUCCGGCUCAGGAGGCGGAGGCCGCCAAGAAGAUGCCGCUCACUGCUGGCAUGACCAUUGCGCCACUCGAGAUUUCGCAGACGGGAUGGAAGCCCAUGACUAUCGGUCAGCCUGCCGCUAGCGCCGCUGUUCCGGGUGGCCAUCUUUCACCGGAGAUGGUCCAGCGCAAGGUCAAGGCGGCGCUAAACAAGAUGACACCCGAGAAGUUCGACAAGAUUUCAUCAGACAUACUGGCCAUCGCCUCCCAGUCCAAGGACGAGACGGAUGGCCGUACCUUACGACAGGUCAUCCAGCUCACGUUUGAGAAGGCCUGCGACGAAGCCCAUUGGAGCUCCAUGUACGCGAAAUUCUGCGAGCGCAUGCUCCAGGAUAUGGGCCCUGAGAUUCGCGACGAGAGUGUCAAGGACAAACACGGCCAGGUUGUCGUUGGUGGCGCACUUUUCAGAAAGUACCUACUUAACCGCUGCCAGGAAGAAUUCGAGCGCGGCUGGGAGGUCAAUUUGCCAGAACGACCAGAGGGCCAGACAGAGGAAGCUGCAAUGCUGUCGGACGACUACUACAUCGCCGCCGCAGCCAAGCGUCGCGGUCUCGGCCUUAUCCAAUUCAUUGGCGAGCUGUACAAACUUGGCAUGCUGACGCUCAGAAUCAUGCACGAGUGCGUUGUCAAACUCCUCAAUUUCGAAGGCACUCCAGACGAGGCUGCUAUAGAAAGCUUGGUCAAGCUGCUGCGCACCAUUGGUUCAACCAUGGACGCGGACCCCAAGGGUCAUAGCAUGAUGGAUACGUACAUCGACCGCAUUCAGACUAUCAUGAAGAUCGAGGGUCUGCCCAGUCGCAUGUACUACAUGUUGCUGGACACAGUUGAUCUGCGCCGCAAGCAGUGGCAGUCCAAAGACGCGCUCAAGGGUCCCAAGACUAUCUCCGAGAUUCGCGAAGAGGCCGCGGCACAGCAAGCUGCCGAGCUAGAGCGCCAGCGCUCGUCGCGCGGUGGCGGGUCUGGUGGCCGUCCACCUGUUGGCCGCGGCGACGCCCGCUCCUUCUCAGGCGCUGGCGGAAUGCCACCACCCCAAUACCAGUCGAGCUCCGUCGGCAUGGAUGAUCUGAAGAAGCUUACUCGCAACGCACGUCCGACGGGCUCGAGCGGCGGUGGGCUGGGUCCCGGCUCACUUCUGAGCAAUUCGCGUUCGGGCAGUCGGCGAGGAGGAUUGGGUCCAAGGGUGGGAGACGAGAGUGGAGCGAGCUCCAGAACGAACACCCCCCCAGUGAAGGACAAGGAAUCAACCGCUCAUGUGAACGCCUACAGUGCACUUGCUGCCCUUGACGGUGAUCAUCCGGACGACGUCGCUUCCCCGCCUUCACAACACGCCUCGCCCGUGCUGACAAAGGCCCAGCCGGCCGCGGCCGGGGAAGCCAGCAACGACGCAGGCAAAUGAGUUUCUGUAAAUCCGAUACCCAUCUUCUGCACGCUUGUUUUGAAAGAACCUGCAUACGAUCGUCAUCAGCAUCAACCUCCAUUUAUCAUACCAUUCGCAUGGGCAUUGCAAAAAAGCGCGUUUCUUCGUCAAAUCCGGAUGCAUUACUAGCUUUAAGACUUUUACUUCCUAUUCUUUUAGUUUUUCUUUCUCCAAUGGAAAAUGGGCGGGCCUUGUAUUGAGUGAGUGGGUGUGUCUGGGUCUGUUACCGCUUGCUGCCACUGCUACUACUAGUAACCAAUGUUGCUGUUGCUGCCGUUGGAAUGUUUUAAGUUUCUCCUGUGCGCCUGGGUUCCAUCUAUACCGAUAGACGGGGGAAAAAAGAACAUUGGGUUUUGCUGCCUGCGCGUCCCUUUCUCUUUUAUUCCCCUACCAUUUCUUCUAUAUUAUGCAGAGUAAGAGCGGAUCGAGAAUGAGAGAAAAGAGAGGGUAAGAUAGGAAAGGACGGAGAACUUGACGAGAUCCUGUGAGAGAUGCGAGCUUUUCUUUCGGCCAGAGACGUGCAAGGAAAGGCAGGGAAUGUCUAGGUAACAAUGGCGUGGCAAUGGCUAAAAAGCAAGCAUUUGUAUUUGUACGGCAUUUACAUUAUUCUUCUUCCCUUCGUGUCCCUCUUUUGUGCUCAAUUUGAUCACCUUCCAUCCUCUUUAUUUUAACAGUGCGAACGACAUUGCAUCAAUCUGGGGCUGCUGUUGACGAACUUGAU